Mycena citricolor is the source of this 1312-nucleotide messenger RNA. The record is from the annotation of a GenBank genome assembly. Lineage: Eukaryota; Fungi; Basidiomycota; Agaricomycetes; Agaricales; Mycenaceae.
CGAGGACUAGAGCGAUUCCGAAUCUAUGGCAGCUUCCCUGUGCCUUUCGCGGGCUCGUGUUGUCCCGAAGAUGCUUUCCCAGACUUUCAGGAGAAGAGGUUCUAGAACCUCCAAAAAUAGGCACUGGCGCGGUUACGACAGACUGUGCCUCGUCAGUCUUACCACACGAAACAAUGUGUUGACCAGGCAUGUCAGGCUGUGGCGGUUCAGGAUCCUUUAUCGCACUGCCACGCCAGGAAGAUCUUCCGAUUAUCAGCGGGCUGAGGUAAGCAUCAUCUAAUCUGGGGCGUGGACAUCAUCGUCCUCUGGGACUCGUGAUCAUAAUGGGUGCUAGAAACAUGCGGCCUCAACUGGGAAUAAGCACCCAGCCCACCAAUAUGGGCAUAUCUUAACGCGCGCAGAGGCCGACGCUCCUAAAGCCACGUCGAGAAAUACGGACCAGCGCAGCCUAACUAGCGCAUGUUUCCCCGUCCGAGUCGCAGGGUCUAACUGCAGAGCGUGAUUACGUGUGCACACACUCUCCAACCCCACCUGCUGCCCACAUUCUCUCGUCGAGAGUGCAUGAGACCUACUACCAGCGACGUCGCAGCACUUGCACCGGGCCGGGUCACGCGGACAAGCACUAGCAGAAGGGUCCGCCGCAUCCGGCGCAGCAGACAGAUCGAGCUUGGCGUGCCACUCGGCUGACAUCCAGACAGUCGUUUUUCCGACCGCCUCGCAGGCCGUGCCCUCCUGUGGAUGACCAGCGAGUACUCCAAACGCCAUCUCUUGCUGCACUGCGUGCUGACACCCCGCGCUACCGUGACCAGAUCGACCGUUCAGCGACCGAAUCUGGGCCCCCUUACGCACAUGGAAUCGACGCACUCCGCGAUCUCCUGCACCCGGUCUUCUCUCCUGCUCUGCCGCCCCGCAAAGAAACUGCUCACGACCAUUGCCAUCUCAUUUGCGAUCACGUCGACGCUGCUAUGCUGCCUGCUAGUGUACUUGCAGAAUCGAAGCGUCCGCACUGGGCCGUCGGGCAGCAUCGACAACGCACCGCUGCUGGACCGCCUCGAGAGAGUCCUGCUGUCGGACAUCUUCCUCGUCACAGCCGCGAUCUCGAUCGUGGUCUUCGCCGUCUCGGAACUCUGGGAAACAUCCCGCAGGCGAGUGCGUUUAGGGCGCACCGAGGAGGAAGCGUCCGGCGGGAGAACCUGGGAAACACACUCACCGGAACGGCGCAAAUGCAACGGCCAGGAACUUAGCUAGGAAACUCGAAACCAGCGCAAUCUAUGCACGUUUGUAAGAUCAGUUGAAGUGAGUUGUGUCACGC